Molecule: messenger RNA, 942 nt
Organism: Penicillium argentinense
Lineage: Eukaryota; Fungi; Ascomycota; Eurotiomycetes; Eurotiales; Aspergillaceae
Product: putative mitochondrial DNA replication protein (Yhm2)
Exons: 4
Coding region: 1-942 (313 amino acids)
Biological process (GO): alpha-ketoglutarate transport; mitochondrial citrate transmembrane transport
Cellular component (GO): mitochondrion
Molecular function (GO): tricarboxylate secondary active transmembrane transporter activity
Source: RefSeq, a predicted model, not a curated record
AUGUCUACCACCCCGGAAAAGGCCGCCGCGCCUCAGCUCGAGAAGAAGCCCGUCAAGUUCAGCAAUCUGCUGCUGGGUGCUGGAUUGAACAUGUUCGAGGUCACCUCGUUGGGACAGCCGUUGGAAGUGAUCAAGACUACCAUGGCCGCCAAUCGGGGCGAUAGCUUCGCCGGUGCUAUGGGUCGGAUUUGGGGCCGUGGCGGGAUCCUCGGUUAUUACCAAGGACUCAUUCCGUGGGCCUGGAUUGAGGCAUCCACCAAGGGUGCGGUUCUCCUGUUCGUCGCCUCCGAGGCCGAAUACCAGGCUCGCCGCCUGGGUGCCAACGACUUCGUCAGUGGUAUCAGCGGUGGUAUGGCCGGUGGUGUCGCCCAGGCCUACGCCACCAUGGGCUUCUGCACCUGCAUGAAGACUGUCGAGAUCACCAAACACAAGAUGGCCGCUCAGGGUGUGAAGCCCCCUGGUACCUUCGAGACCUUCAUGGACAUCUACCGCAAGGAGGGUAUCCGCGGUAUCAACCGUGGUGUCAAUGCCGUCGCCAUUCGUCAGACUACCAACUGGGGCUCCCGCUUCGGUCUCUCCCGUCUGGCUGAGACUGCCAUCCGUAAGACCACCGGCAAGGAGGACGGUCAGAAGCUCUCCGCCUUUGAGAAGAUCUUGGCUUCCAGUCUCGGCGGUGGUCUCUCUGCCUGGAACCAGCCCAUUGAGGUCAUCCGUGUCGAGAUGCAGAGCAAGACUGAGGACCCUAACCGCCCUAAGAACCUGACUGUCGGCAAGACUUUCAAGUAUAUCUACGACAACAAUGGUAUCCGCGGUCUCUACCGUGGUGUUGCCCCCCGUAUCGGUCUCGGUGUCUGGCAGACCGUCUGCAUGGUGGCUCUUGGUGACAUGGCCAAGGAAGCUGUUGAGAAGCUGACUGGCGAGACUGUCACCGCGAAGCACUAG